AUGUUGUCCUCGAAACUUGCUAUUGUGACAGGUGGUGGAUCGGGCAUCGGACAAGAAAUCUGUAAGAAACUGGCUUCUUCUGGUGCUCAACUAAUUGUAGCUGAUCUGAAGAAAUCUUCUGCUGAGAGUACAGCAAAACUCUUGCCUGGAAGUGGUCAUACUGCAUUUCAAAUAGAUGUCAGCAAGUAUGACGAUGUGGAACGACUCAAAGAAUUCAUUCAAUCUUCCGGUCAUCAUCCUAGAGUCCUCGAUUCUACAUUACUGAAAAUGAGCCGAGAACAAUGGGAUGAUGUGAUCAAUGUCAAUUUGAAUAGUAUUUUCAUGAUGUCUCAAAUGAUAGCUCGUGAAUCGGUCAAAAGCCAAACCUCACUUUCAAUUGUGAACGUGUCUUCCAUUGUUGGAAAGAUUGGAAACUUCGGGCAAACCAAUUAUUCUGCAACUAAAGCUGGAGUGAUUGGAUUCACAAAAUCAGCGGCGAGAGAACUUGCUACUAAAAACGUUCGUGUCAAUGCUAUUCUUCCGGGAUUCAUUCGUACUCCAAUGACAGAAGCGAUGCCACCAAAGGUUCUGGAGGCGAUGAUUUCUAUGGUUCCACAACGUAGACUUGGCGAGCCAGAAGAAAUUGCCAACGCAGUAUUGUUCCUUGCGUCAGACAUGUCAUCGUAUGUUACUGGUACAACUAUCGAAGUCACUGGUGGACUCGGCAUGUAA
This is a messenger RNA of Caenorhabditis remanei, 711 nucleotides long. RefSeq lists its product as uncharacterized. Gene Ontology annotation, molecular function: oxidoreductase activity, acting on the CH-OH group of donors, NAD or NADP as acceptor. The transcript is spliced from 5 exons. The record is from RefSeq and is a predicted model, not a curated record. Bases 1 to 711 code for a protein of 236 amino acids. Lineage: Eukaryota; Metazoa; Nematoda; Chromadorea; Rhabditida; Rhabditidae.